Molecule: messenger RNA, 1701 nt
Organism: Symbiodinium necroappetens
Lineage: Eukaryota; Dinophyceae; Suessiales; Symbiodiniaceae
Source: the annotation of a GenBank genome assembly
GCCGCCCACAGUCUCCCUGAAGAGUCGCGCGGCAGUAGCUCGAGCGCACAACCGCACUGCGCCCGACUUCGUGAUGCUGAGCUUCUUUGACGGCUUGGGGACAGCCUUCAUGGUAUGCGACAACUAUUGCAAGGCGCACAACCUUAAGUGGUCGGGGGCAUCAUGGGAGAUCGACAAGGACUUAGAGAGCUUGGGUGCCGAACACUUCCCACAAGUGACGCUUCGCGGAGACUUCGAGCAGGAGGACGCAGCGACCCUCCAGAAGCUUGUUGAAGAGCUCGACCCGUCCGGUCGAGCCCACAUAGUGAUAGCGGGCGGACCGCCUUGUCACGAUUUUUCCAGGAUCCGGCAGGACGCUCCGGGCCACGCCGGACACGAGGGCUCGAAAUUUACCCGCUUCGCCCAGCUCAUCCAGUCUGUCGAGAAGUCAUGGGGCCGCAGCCGAGCCAUUCUGCUCGUGGAAAAUGUGAUUCCGCAAAACAGGGCGGAUAUGAGGAAGGUGGAGCGCAUGCUGGACGCCCCCGCGGUGGUACAUGAUGCUUCGGAUUUUGGGACGAUUUCCCGUCCCCGAGUCUGGUGGUGUCGCGUGCCCUGGCAGGAGAUCGCGCACCGCAAGGAUUGUCCCUUCAACCUACGGUGGACCACCAUGCAGGGGAUCCCGCGCGUGCACUUCGACGUGGACAAGGACAAGCUGGACUCUUUCGACACCGAGGGCCUUACCCUGCCAAGGUGCCUCACCGACGAAGCCAAGCCAGUGCCGUGCCUGACCACACCUUCCGACGACCCGCAAGGACGCCCAGCACCGCGGAGCUCAAAAGGCAAGAUCAGUUCGGAGGCAACACAACGCUGGCUCGCUGACAAGAGGCGCUACGCUCCGUGGCAUUACGAGUCAGGCGUCAUGAUGAUGGAUCGGGACCAACGCUUGGUGAUUCCUCCCGCCAACAUCAAGGAGCAAUGGCACCACUUGCCCAAAGGGGACUACGACGAGUUCGACCUCUCACACUUGGAGGACCCCGACGAGCACUGGCGACAGUCACGCGUCAUGCCUCAUCCGGAAGCGAAGGAUGCCUCGAUCGAGCCCGGUUUGAGGCAAUGGCUCCAAGUGUGGUCAGAGCUUCGCGACGCCGUGGCCCAACAGAUCGAGGACCUCGUCGACGACUUGCAGGAGGACACGGAAGCCUGGUACGCUAACCUCGCGCCGCAUUUCCUGCAGAAGAACGAGCUCUACGUCAAGGACAAGCUUCGCCGCUGCCGCGUCGACCCGUGCUGGGAAGCCAUGGCCCAGGAGAUCGCCAGCGAUGUCACCAAACGACGGAUGGAAGGCCCCUUCAGCAGCCCGGCAUCGCGGGCAGAGGACUGGCGACGCUCCUUCGCCAACGCCACGGUCGGUGCAAAGGACAGCCCAACCUACCACGACAUUUCUGCCUACGUUCAGCUCGCGGUCGCCAUCAAGCAGAAGCACCCGCAAGCGCAGUUACUCAUCUGGGGCCUGGACCAUGAGGCCGCCUAUCGCCAACUGGCGGCGGAGGACCCCGACCAUACAUGGGUGAUUCAGGGAGUCGAGAUCUCCGUGCACGACAGCUUCGUGAAGGUCAGUGGCACCGCUGCGCGCAGACAACGCUUGGACGAGGACCUCGUGAGCAUCCUCACGUCCAACCGGCUGCCACCCAACGAGGCAUCCAGCUUAGCGGGCCGGCUCCA